AUGGCCCCAACCACACCCGAGGAAACCCCCAAGAAGCGCGGCCGCGGUAGGCCCCCCAAAGCCGAUGGCCAAAAGAAGGCCGCUUACCGGGGCGUGAAGAAGGCCGUCGCUCCCAAGCCCGCCACGGGCACCGGCAGAGGACGCGGCAGACCCAGAAAGAGCGAUGUCGCCGACGCGACUGCCUCUCCCAAGGCCUCGGCCGCCACGCCCAAGAAGAGCACGCCGGCCAAAUCCACUGGUCGCCCCCGCGGUCGCCCUCGCAAAUCCGACGCGUCCACCGCGCCUACACCCAAGAACGCCGAGUCAGCCAAGAAGAGCAAGGGCAAGAAGAGCGACGUCUCGAUGAAGGAGUCAUCCGCCUCUGAUUCGUCGUCUGCCUCUGACGAGGAAGGUUAG
Colletotrichum spaethianum is the source of this 396-nucleotide messenger RNA. RefSeq lists its product as uncharacterized. The record is from RefSeq and is a predicted model, not a curated record. NCBI's taxonomy places the organism in Eukaryota, Fungi, Ascomycota, Sordariomycetes, Glomerellales, Glomerellaceae. The coding region runs from base 1 to 396 and encodes 131 amino acids. The transcript is spliced from 2 exons. Gene Ontology annotation, molecular function: DNA binding.